UUCAGAGGAAUGGGGCUGAUAAUUGUAGCAAAUCAACAGAAAAUGAUCAAGUGCUAAACUUGCUCAUGUUCAACUGGAAACACCGUAGAGAAGAGAAAUGCAUCACCUUCUUCAGCUAAAAACUACCUCUCUGCUCCAGCAAUUCAACCCCUGACAAUACAUCCUUCACAAUUCCACACCAAUCUGCCUGAAAUCAACCGCUAUAUUGUCUCCUCCAACAAAAAGAUUACCUCCUACAUCCGCUGCGGGGACCUAAAUUCUGCUCUGCUAGUUUUUCAGACUAUGAAGAUGAAGAAUACGAUCUCUUGGAACUCAAUUCUAGCUGGGUUUUCGAGCAAGCCCGGGAAAUUGAGAGAAGCCCGCCAACUGUUCGACGAAAUUGCUGAACCAGACAAUAUUUCGUACAACCUCAUGUUGGCUUGUUAUUUCCGAAAUGGUGAUGUGGAAGCUGCCAAGGAAUUCUUCAGAAAGAUCCCAGUUAAGGAUACUGCUUCGUGGAAUACUAUGAUUUCGGGGCUUUCGUGGAACAGGAUGAUGGAUGAGGCUCGGGAGUUUUUUGUUGCAAUGCCAAGAAGGAAUGCUGUCACAUGGAAUGUGAUCAUAUCGGGAUAUGUUGAGAGUGGGAAUCUAGAGUCGGCAUUGGAGUUAUUCGCGGAAGCUCCUAUGAAUGGCGUGGUUGUGAGGACGAGUAUAAUAACUGGAUACAUGAGGAGCGGGAAGGUUGAAUCGGCUGAAAAGAUGUUCCACGAGAUGAUGGAGAGGAAUUUGGUGACAUGGAAUGCGAUGAUUUCAGGCUAUGUCGAGAAUGGUAGAGGGGAGGAUGCUUUGAAGCUUUUCAAGAAAAUGAUGGAAUUGGAGAUUCAAGGCAAUCCAUCAAGCAUGAGUAGUGUCCUUUUAGCUUGUAGUAAUUUGUCCAUGUUGAAAUUGGGGAAACAAAUCCAUCAGCUUGUUUUCAAGUCCCCUAUCUGUUUCGACACGAAAGUGGGGACUUCCUUAGUCAGCAUGUAUUGCAAGUGUGGGGUUCUUGAAGAUGGAUAUAAAAUCUUCAUGGAGAUGCGGCUUAAAGAUGUGGUUACAUGGAAUGCAAUGAUCUCAGGCUAUGCCCAACACGGGGUCACCCUCAAAGCUCUCGAUCUAUUUAAUGAGAUGAGAAACCAAGGAAUGAAGCCAAAUUCAAAUACCUUUAUUGGAGUUUUAUCUGCCUGUAACCAUGCAGGAUUAGUUGAACUAGGUAUUCAUUAUUUUGAAAAAAUGCAGAAGGAUUAUGGAAUUGAAGUAAAAUCGGAGCAUUACACGAGUAUGAUAGAUCUUCUUGGUCGAGCUGGUAAGCUUACCGGUGCUCUGGAUUUGAUCAAAAGAAUGCCUUUUGAGCCUCAUUCUGCCAUGUAUGGAUCCCUUCUAGGUGCUUGUAGGAUUUAUAAAAACUUAGAAAUUGCUGAGUUUGCUGCCACAAAAUUGCUUAAUCUCGAACCUAGUAAUCCAUUUGCAUAUGUGCAACUUGCAAAUGUGUGUGCUGCGAAGAAGGAAUGGGACAGUGCUCGUAGAGUUAGAAGAGCAAUGAAGGACAUCAGAGCCAUUAAAACACCUGGAUAUAGCUGGAUUGAGAUCAACAGUGUGAUUCACGAAUUUAGAUCAGGAGAUAGGCUUCAUCCUGAACUGAAAAACAUACACAGAAAACUUAACGAGCUCGAGAAGAAAAUGAAGCUGGCAGGAUAUGUGCCUGAUCUUCAAUCUGUCUUGCACGAUGUCACAGAGGAUGAAAAGGAGCGGCUACUUCUUCUGCAUAGCGAGAAACUGGCCAUAGCCUUGGGGAUUAUAAGCCUGCCACUGAGUGAGCCUAUUAGGGUCUUCAAGAACUUGAGAGUUUGUGAUGACUGCCAUUUAGCAACGAAAUGUAUUUCAGCAAUAGAAGAUAGAGAGAUAAUAGUUAGAGAUACAACGCGGUUUCACCAUUUUAAAAAUGGAAAGUGCUCUUGUGGAGACUACUGGUAAUACUUCGAAGCUGCCGGAGAAGCUCGUUCCAUGGUUUUUUACCAAGUGGGCAAUAAAGCUAAUCAUCAUAUGGUUUCAAUGACGCAUGGGAUUGACUUGCACGAUCGAAAACUCCUUUGAUCUCCACCAGUAAGUUAAAGAAAACAUCCUAAUGUUAAUACUGUAUUGGUUUUUUGUUUACAGUGUUUCGUGAAUUUUAUCCGUGUUAGAUUGGAAAAUAGGCCGAUGGAUAUAUUCUUCGUCGUUUAAGUAUCUCUUGGCUUACUGCAUAAGGGGGUUUCGAAGAGAUGAAUAAAGAAGAUAAAAGUUCUCAGAUCAUCAUAGAAGCAUGAAAAGAUGGAGAGGCAGAAUCAGGACAUUUGCAUAUGAGUUCAAAAAAGCAGAGUAUAGUCUGAGUCCGAAGCACGAAAGCCCACAUCUGAGAGCAAUGGGCAGGCAUAAGAUGAGAAGCCGGCCUCAAAAAUGAGGCAGACGAAGGAACGACCGUUUUUACCCAACAUAUAUGAAUAUGAGUACGGAAACUUAUGAAUACCAAAGAAAUGAAGAGGGAGAUGAUGUGGUUCGUCAUCAAAAAGUUGGUGUGGUUCGUGAUCCAUAUCAAGUUCCUGUUGGUCGAGGUACGAGGGCUCGAACAAAGAAAUUCACGUGCUUAAUGGGCUCAUUAAGCACGUGAAGGUGCCAAAGCCUCUGUUGCCCAUCAGACUCCAAAAAUUCGAGUAAUUGAAUAAAAUUUUUUGAAUUCAUGCCAAAUUUUGAAAAAAAAUAGAAUUACAUGUAUUUUUUUCACCCCGAAAUAUAAUUGGUGAAAUCACUGAAAAAUCAAGGCUCGAUUUCCAUUUCAUUUUUUCCUUGUGGAUUUGAUUUCAUUAUGAAUGCAGUAAAUUUAUACAUCCA
Molecule: messenger RNA, 2886 nt
Organism: Salvia splendens (bonfire salvia)
Lineage: Eukaryota; Viridiplantae; Streptophyta; Magnoliopsida; Lamiales; Lamiaceae
Product: pentatricopeptide repeat-containing protein At4g16835, mitochondrial
Exons: 4
Coding region: 283-1992 (569 amino acids)
Biological process (GO): RNA modification
Molecular function (GO): RNA binding; zinc ion binding; protein binding
Source: RefSeq, a predicted model, not a curated record